AUGGCGUACAGACGGCCCUAUGACAAGAGCCCUCCCUCUUCCGCCAGUCUCCUUCUCAGUGGCACGCCAGGCGCGGACUCGGACCGUUUCCGCCCCAUGGCCUCCGAGUACUCUUUGAACGACACUCGUUUUACUACCGGCAAAGGCGGCGACGCAAUCCCAGCAUCUUUGUCGGACAAGUACUCCCUCUCCCCCGACCCACGCUCAUGGGGUGCCGACCUCUCGGUGGACACUCCCGAACAAGAUGACUUCCUCCACAACCCCGACCCACGGCGGGACCGCAAAAGCGACAAGGGCGGCCACAUCUUCACCUCCAGGGGUCUCGCCAACUUGGGCUGUAUGCUGAUCUUGGGAGCGGGCAUGUUGACCCUUUUCGCCGGCUAUCCUCUCAUCAGUUACUUCACACGGACGCCGCAAUCCACUCUUGGUGGCUUUAACCUUGGCGGAACCAAUGCCACUGGACAAGUGCCGUCCAUGCCUGGCAACUGGGGUCUCGUCGACCUCGAGACACCCGAGGACGCUCGCACUUACCUUGAUGUCAUCACAAACAAGGAGUGGCAACUCGUUUUCAGCGACGAGUUCAACAUCGAUGGGCGCACCUUCUACCCUGGCGAGGAUCCGUAUUGGGAGGCUGUCGACCUGCAUUACUGGCAGACGAACAACAUGGAGUGGUAUGAUCCCGCGGCGAUCACGACGAAGAAUGGUGCCCUCGAGAUCACCCUGAGCCGCAAGGACACCCACGGUCUUCAGUAUCAGGGCGGGAUGAUGUCGACAUGGAAUAAGUUCUGCUUCACGGGUGGUCUGGUGUUGGCCUCCGUGAUCCUGCCUGGCGCGAAUAAUAUCCUUGGCCUGUGGCCCGCCAUCUGGACUAUGGGGAACCUUGGACGCGCCGGAUUCGGUGCAAGUCUGGAGGGCAUGUGGCCAUACACAUACGACUCCUGCGAUGUGGGCACCGUGGCCAACCAAACAAUGAACGGUCUCCCGCUUGCGGCAACAACCACGGGUGGUAGGGAUUAUGACUUCGAACUGUCUUACCUCCCAGGACAGAAGCUUUCUCGUUGCACUUGCGCUGGGGAAUCUCACCCUGGACCUGUGCACGCCGAUGGUACCUACGUCGGCCGCGCUGCCCCCGAAAUCGAUAUGUUCGAAGCACAGAUCUCUGGGGACCCCUUGUCGGGUCAAGUCUCUCAAUCGGCGCAGUGGGGCCCUUUCAACGCGAACUACGCCUGGUUCAACACGUCCGACAACUUGAUCAUUCCAGACCCCGACAUCACUGUCCUGAACCCCUACGUUGGUGCUGCGUUCCAGCAAGCCAGCUCAGGCGUUACUCAGACCAAUCAACAAGCCUACGAGCACACCGGUGGAGUGUUCUCUAUCUACGGCAUCCAGUACAAGCCUGGCUUUGAUAAUGCGUACAUCACCUGGAUAUCUGAUGGCAAGGUGGCUUGGACGUUGAAGCAGCCCGGGUUUGCCGCCGAUCCCUCGGUUGAGAUUGGACCUCGUCCUGUUCCUCAAGAGCCUAUGUACAUCAUCGCGAACUUGGGCAUGUCGGCCAACUUCGGCUUUGUCGACUUGAAGAAUUUAAUCUUCCCGACGACCAUGCGUGUUGACUGGAUCCGAGUGUACCAGGAUCCGGAUAACAUCAACAUUGGAUGCGAUCCUGCGGACUUCCCUACCGCGGCGUAUAUUGAGGAAUACCUCGAAGCUUACACGAACCCAAACCUGACGACGUGGCGGGACGACUUUAAACAGCCGUUCCCCAAGAGCAGCUUUUUGGGUGAAUGCUAA
Epithele typhae is the source of this 1788-nucleotide messenger RNA. Its product is annotated as glycoside hydrolase family 16 protein. Gene Ontology annotation, biological process: (1->6)-beta-D-glucan biosynthetic process; fungal-type cell wall organization. Lineage: Eukaryota; Fungi; Basidiomycota; Agaricomycetes; Polyporales; Epitheliaceae. The transcript has 11 exons. The record is from RefSeq and is a predicted model, not a curated record. Gene Ontology annotation, cellular component: endoplasmic reticulum membrane; plasma membrane. Gene Ontology annotation, molecular function: glucosidase activity. The coding region runs from base 1 to 1788 and encodes 595 amino acids.